UCUCUGCCAUUUGACUUGGUACACUACUCAUCACCAUCAUUACCCCCAUCACUUUUCUCCUUUUCAAAUAUAUAUCCCCUCCUUUUCACCCAUUCAAAUACUCUCGAUCUCUUCCUUAACCAUUUCUUGAAGCAAGUAAUUAAGCUCAGACACACACACACACACACUUCCAGCGAGAUGGCGAGGGAGAUGCAGAAGAACACCAUGUUCAUAGAACAUGGCUCAGAAGCAUAUGACAACGGUGAUAUUCGGAAGAACCUCGACGAAGAUGGCCGGCCCAAAAGAACCGGAACAUGGCUAACCGCUAGUGCCCAUAUCAUAACCGCUGUUAUUGGUUCCGGCGUGCUGUCUUUGGCAUGGGCAAUAGCACAGUUGGGUUGGGUGGCCGGACCGGCUGUUCUCAUGGCUUUCUCGUGCAUCACCUACUUCACUUCCACUCUUCUGGCGGACUGUUACAGGACACCGGACCCUGUCACCGGAAAGAGAAACUACACCUACAUGGAUGUUGUGAGAGCUAAUCUAGGAGGUCGGAAGGUUCAGCUGUGUGGAUUGGCUCAGUAUCUAAACCUUGUAGGGAUUACCAUCGGUUACACUAUCACGGCAUCUAUUAGCAUGGUGGCUGUGAAGAGGUCAAACUGUUUCCACAAAAAUGGCCACCAUGUGAAGUGCAACACAUCAAACUACCCAUUCAUGAUAAUCUUCGCCUGCAUCCAAGUGGUUCUGAGCCAAAUACAAAACUUUCACAAGCUCUCGUGGCUCUCAAUCCUCGCAGCCAUAAUGUCUUUCGCCUAUUCUUCCAUAGGCCUCGGCCUCUCCAUAGCAAAAGUUGCCGGUGGUGGGGGACAUGUAAGGACAAGCUUAACCGGCGUCACGGUUGGGGUUGACGUGUCAGGGCCAGAGAAGGUUUGGAAGACCUUCCAAGCUAUAGGUGACAUUGCCUUCGCUUAUGCUUACUCCACCGUCCUCAUCGAGAUACAGGACACACUGAAAUCAAGCCCAGCAGAGAACAAGGUGAUGAAGAGGGCCAGCCUUCUUGGUGUGUCAACCACGACUAUGUUCUACGUGCUAUGCGGGUGCGUUGGCUACGCAGCAUUUGGAAACGAGGCACCGGGGAAUUUCCUCACUGGGUUUGGAUUCUAUGAACCUUUCUGGCUAAUCGACUUCGCUAAUGUUUGCAUUGCCAUCCAUCUCAUUGGUGCUUACCAGGUUUUUUGUCAGCCCUUGUUUGGGUUCGUGGAGAGGUGGUGCAAGAAACAAUGGCCCGAUAACAAGUUCAUUACGAGUGAGUACGCCAUUGACGUUCCAUUAUGUGGCAUGUACUGCCUCAACUCCUUCCGGCUAGUGUGGCGGACGGUAUACGUCAUCAUCACGGCGGUGAUAGCCAUGACAUUCCCAUUCUUCAACGACUUCUUGGGGCUGCUUGGGGCUCUCUCUUUCUGGCCGUUAACUGUCUACUUUCCCAUUGAGAUGUACAUUGCCCAGGCUAAAUUGCAAAAAUUCUCUUUCACGUGGACGUGGCUGAAGAUAUUGAGUUGGGCGUGUUUGAUAGUAUCCAUUGUCGCCGCCGCCGGAUCCAUUGAAGGCCUUGCCCAUGAUCUCAAGACAUACAAACCCUUCAAAUCUCAGCAAUAAAUCUCCAGUCACCGGCUCAAGCCUUGGUUCGGAGCAGUACGUAAUACUUUUUCCUUUGAUAAGAAUUAGUAGUCUGUCUAUCUUUUCUCUCUUAAAUUGUAUCAGAAUAAAAAAAAAGAAAAAAAAAAGGGGGGGGGGGGGGGGGGGGGGUAUUGCAAGCCUAGUUUAUCUGCAUAGAAAAGGCAUCAAUGCAGUCUCUUGCAAUGCUUCAAUCUACCAUCGGAAUUGCAACGGCCUCCUUCCAUGACCUAAAAUGAAAAAAAUACAUUCCAUAAAAUAAAAAUUACUUCUCUCUUUUUUCUAAAUUUUUUUUCUCUUAUGGAGUGUAUUUUUUGUCAUUUUGGAUAUCGAAAAGGGGACAUUACAAUUCCAAUGAUGGAUAGGGAGAAACAUUGGAAGACAUUGCAAAAAAUGAUGGUAGUGUUAGUGUUAGAGGGAGUAAAUGUAAUUUCUCUGAAGAAUUUGCUUUUUAAUACCAACUCUGCUAAGGAAAAAUAUCAUGUUGAUCUUGGAUUUGCACUUCAAAA
Messenger RNA from Alnus glutinosa, 2159 nucleotides. RefSeq names its product amino acid permease 6-like. Gene Ontology annotation, cellular component: plasma membrane. The record is from RefSeq and is a predicted model, not a curated record. The coding region runs from base 178 to 1632 and encodes 484 amino acids. NCBI's taxonomy places the organism in Eukaryota, Viridiplantae, Streptophyta, Magnoliopsida, Fagales, Betulaceae. The transcript has 7 exons.